This is a messenger RNA of Tripterygium wilfordii, 1736 nucleotides long. RefSeq names its product armadillo repeat-containing protein LFR-like. Gene Ontology annotation, molecular function: nucleosome binding; protein binding. The record is from RefSeq and is a predicted model, not a curated record. Gene Ontology annotation, cellular component: SWI/SNF complex; brahma complex; nucleoplasm. The transcript is spliced from 8 exons. Lineage: Eukaryota; Viridiplantae; Streptophyta; Magnoliopsida; Celastrales; Celastraceae. Gene Ontology annotation, biological process: chromatin remodeling; regulation of transcription by RNA polymerase II; positive regulation of DNA-templated transcription. Bases 87 to 1463 code for a protein of 458 amino acids.
CGGUCACGAUCACACUGAUCGGACUUGUCUGCCCUUCCUCAAAGACAAUUCCUACACCGCCAUAGCCGUAUCUCCUCGAAACAAUAAUGCAGAAGAGGGAGCUGGGCAAAUCAGUGGGCGCAACCGGCGCGACCACAGCUACGCCGGCCAAAAGAGGUCGCCCAUUCGGCAGUACCAACAGCGUAUCCGCUGCGUCGGCCGUCGAUUCCGCCGCUCCCUCGAGUCUCCUUGGGCCGUCUCUACAGGUCCACACUUCCUUUGCCGAUCAGAACAAUAGAAGGAUAGUUUUGGCGCUUCAAAGUGGGCUAAAGAGUGAGUUAACAUGGGCAUUGAAUACGCUUACCCUCCUGUCCUUCAAGGAGAAAGACGAAGUUCGCAAAGACGCAACUCCGCUCGCAAAGAUUCCUGGCUUACUGGAUGCUCUUCUCCAAGUUAUAGAUGAUUGGCGGGAUAUAGCGCUACCUCGCGAGCUUGUGAAAGCUCCUAGGGUUAGAACACUAGGUGUGAAUUCUACAGUAACAGGUUUCGGGGAUGAGUACCUUGCGUUUGGGGCCAACGAUAGUGUGGUGUUUUUGCGUGGUAGCAUGGGGUCUGGUUCAGCCGUAGGUGAAGGGCAGAAGAGUGCAGGGAAAGUUCGCCAUUCUGAAUGGUGGAUGGAGGAGGAUGGAUUAUUUAAUUUGGAUGAAGAGGGGAGGGCGGAGAAGCAGCAUUGUGCUGUGGCUGCUUCGAAUAUCAUACGCAACUUCUCCUUCAUGCCAGACAAUGAAGUCAUUAUGGCUCAGCAUCGACAUUGUUUGGAGACGGUUUUUCAGUGCAUAGAAGAUUAUGUCGUAGAGGAUGAGGAACUUGUUACAAAUUCCCUUGAGACAAUUGUGAAUUUGGCUCCAUUGCUCGACCUUCGAAUCUUCAGCUCUUCAAAGCCAUCUUACAUCAAAAUUACCGAGAAACGUGCUGUUCAAGCCAUCAUGGGGAUGCUGGGAUCUGCGGUCAGAGCCUGGCAUUGUGCAGCUGCUGAAUUACUGGGACGUUUAAUAAUCAAUCCUGAUAACGAACCUUUCCUUCUUCCCUUUGUUCCUCAGAUCCAUAAGCGAUUAGUUGAUCUUAUGAGCUUGCCGGCAGGUGAUGCCCAAGCAGCUGCUGUUGGUGCACUCUAUAACCUUGCUGAAGUUAACAUGGACUGCAGGUUGAAGCUUGCCAGUGAACGAUGGGCAAUUGAUCGACUGUUGAAAGUGAUCAAGACACCACACCCAGUACCAGAAAUUUGCAGGAAAGCAGCAAUGAUAUUGGAGAGCCUUGUUUCCGAGCCGCAGAACAGGACCUUGCUAUUGUCUUAUGAGAAUGCAUUCGCAGAGAUACUUCUCUCUGAUAGCAGAUAUUCUGACACAUUUGCCAGGAUAUUGUAUGAAUUGACUGCAAGACCAAACAAUAAAGUGGCUUCCGCUCGGGGUAUUUGGGGUAUGUAACCUAAAUUCUUAAUCAUUUGUAGGUUUGAGUACUUACUGUAAUUUAUUAGGUUCAUAGUUAGCCACCUUUUAGGCCCCGUAUAUGCUGGCUGACUGUAGUAAGGCUUUAGUUGGUCAAAAUGUCAAGACAGCCUGCUAGGUUUGUUAAAUUAAGGCGAUCCGUCUAGACGGAUCCAUCAUCAAACGUAAUUUGAUACUCCUUUGUGAUCCAGUUCCCCUUGGUUUGAGUGUGUGGUAUAAUAGUUUCAAUGAAAUGUAAGAGCGUCAUAGUCU